Molecule: messenger RNA, 2148 nt
Organism: Mucor velutinosus
Lineage: Eukaryota; Fungi; Mucoromycota; Mucoromycetes; Mucorales; Mucoraceae
Exons: 4
Coding region: 1-2148 (715 amino acids)
Biological process (GO): mRNA splicing, via spliceosome
Cellular component (GO): post-mRNA release spliceosomal complex
Source: RefSeq, a predicted model, not a curated record
AUGGGCGAUCAUAAACACAAAAAAGAACGAAAAUCAAGCAAGAGAGAACAUGCCAGUAGCACCAGCAGUAGCAGCAGAGACCACAAAAAGCAUAGAAAGAGCAGCUCCUCUUCUCGCCACAAGCACGAAAGAGAACAAGAGAUUGAUUUCUCUGACCCUUCGCUUUGGGUAGAAGCUGCAGGAGCAGCAAAUGACAAUGGCAUUCAGUCAGAGAUUACACCUGCCGACUAUCUCAAAAGCCAACAGCAAGCCAAUGAGGCCAAGCAGCAGCAGCAAGAUGAUGUAUCCGCCAAUAGUAUGAUGCCUAAAGAACAAGAUGCUCGACAUGGCUGGAUGCUGGAUGGUGGUUUGGAUUUUGGGGCCAUGGGAUCAGCACGUAUCAGAGAAGAAGACAAGCCAAAAGCUAAUCCUGAUCUGCCCAAAGUCAGUGAAAGAGAAUUGAAUCAACACUUGGUUCAAGGUGUCAAAUUCGAGGAUUACCCAGAAGAAGAAAAGAAAUCCAUUAAAUUUGGAGAUGCUGGCUCAAAUUGGCGCAUGAUGAAAUUGAAGCGUACAAAGGAACAAGCUCAAGACGAGGGAAGAUCAUUAAGAGAAGUUGGCAUUGAGAAAUACGGGUCUGUAGAGAAAUUUGAAGAAGCUUUGGCUGAAAGAGAGUAUUUGGAUACUAGACGAGGUGGCAGUAGCAGCAAUAGUAGACGAGGCGAUGAAAGACGUAGUCGAGAUAGAGACAAUGAUAAUAGACGUAGCGAUGGUCGCAGAAGUAGAGAGGGUAAUAACGACAGAGGACGUCGAUAUAUGUUCACAGAUACAGAUUCACAACAGAGAUCAUUCAAACGUCCAUCUCCUCCACCUCCCCGCUAUCAAACACAGCCUGCAGCCGGAUCAACACCUCCAGUGCCUGCUCCUCCACCACCUACACCAGUACCUGUUAUACCUCAAAUGGCCUUGCCAGCUCCAAUCCAAGCGCUCACCCGCGACCAACUCAACAAGCUCAAUUCCAAGAUUGUCAAGGCCAAGUUGAUGGGAGCAGAUAAUGUAGAAGCCCUUGAAAAGGAAUAUCAGCUGGAAUUGGAGAAAUUUGAGCAAGCAGAGAAUACAGUCCAAGUGCUACCUCAGCUCGACAGUCAAGGCCGAUUAUACGAUUACGCGUUGAAACAAGGCAACCCAGAGCACGAAGCACUGAAAGGCAAGAAGAAAUACGAGGGAACACACGAUAAAAUCACAGGUGAAAGACUUCGUUAUGGGACAUCCGACGAUACCUUAUCCCUGGCCGAGAUGGUGCGACAAGAAAAGGGCGGCAACAGCAGAUCCUCCAACAUGGACAUGGAAUUUGCCAAUCGCAUCAUGGCAGACGCAGCGUUUGAGAACAAUUUGGAUUAUAUGGACGAUAAGGCAGACAUCAUGGCAUCAAAGAAGGGAGCUACAGAGGAGCAAAAAAUGAGACGUGCAGUAACAGAUUACAAACGUACGCAAGAGACAUUGAGUAAAUGCAAAUUUUGCUAUCAAAAUGGAACCCCUCCUCAGUUGGCUAUGAUUUCGUUGGGAACAACUUGUUAUUUGGCAUUACCGAAUGUACAGGAAUUGACACCUGGCAAUUGCUUGAUUGUACCUAUUCAACAUGUAUCGUCUACUUUAGAGUGCGAUGAUGAUGUGUGGACAGAAAUCAGAAACUUUCAGAAAUGCUUGAUGAAAAUGUUUCAUGAACAAGGCAAAGGUGUUGUAUUCAUGGAGACUGUCAUCAACUUGCGGCAACAACGACACGCAGUGAUUGAAGCUGUACCCAUACCUUACGGUGUCUAUGAAGAUGCACCUGCUUAUUUCAAGGAAGCCAUCAUUGCCUCGGGUGAAGAAUGGUCUCAACACAAAAAGAUCAUUGAUACAUCGGUGCGUGGAUUCCGUCAUUCCAUGGUCCCUAAUUUGCCUUAUUUCCAUGUCUGGUGUGGACUCGAUAAAGGCUAUGGUCAUGUCAUUGAGAAUACAAAGGAUUUCCCCUACUGGUUUGGUAAAGAAGUGAUAGCGGGUAUGAUGGAUCUGGGACCUGAAUUAUGGAGAAAACCUCGGUACCAUCACGCCUCGGAGAAUCAUGCGAGACAACAAGCAUUUAUCAAGUCGUGGGACAAGUGGGAUUGGACCAAAGCGUUAGAAUAA